Molecule: messenger RNA, 5214 nt
Organism: Pygocentrus nattereri (red-bellied piranha)
Lineage: Eukaryota; Metazoa; Chordata; Actinopteri; Characiformes; Serrasalmidae
Gene: tmem63a
Product: transmembrane protein 63A
Exons: 23
Coding region: 156-2561 (801 amino acids)
Cellular component (GO): plasma membrane
Molecular function (GO): nucleic acid binding; calcium-activated cation channel activity
Source: RefSeq, a predicted model, not a curated record
GCACGUUUCAGCACGUGAGCGGAGAUUAGCGUCUCUCCGCACGGACGCGGAUGUGCGGCUUUACUGUCAGGUUGAAGUCACAGCAAAGAAAACGGCUCUUUGCGUCUCAGGAGCGACUUCAGGAGUUCAGACUCGCAGCGAGCUGAGAAGUACAGAUGGCCUCAGAUUUGUGGGGACGCUUCCCUCUGCUGGGGGAUAACAAUACUGUGCAAGCAGGCAACAGCUGCUUCAGUGCCACCCAGAGCACUGUGCUGAAGGGAGUAAGAUUUGGAGGAGUGCCUAUAGUUCUGUUGCUCAACUUUGUUGUCUUCCUAGUGUUGCUGCUAGUCUUCACUUGCAUCAGAAAGAAGUUAUGGGAUUACGGAAGACUGGCAUUAGUCGCAGAGACUGAAGGGUUUAAUGAAAUUUCUAGACGUCGCUAUGGUAGAAUGACAUCCUUUAUGUCAAUUGAAGAGCCUGAAUAUGAAAGGGGAUUCUGUUCUUGGCUCACCUUUAUCAUCAGAAUGGAUGAGACAAUAGUGAGAGAGAGGUGUGGAAUGGAUGCUGUGUACUAUCUGUCCUUUCAGCGUCACCUUAUCAUUUUGCUGCUCAUCGUCUGUGUACUGUCUGUCUCUGUCAUCCUUCCGGUCAAUCUCUCUGGAGACCUGCUAGAGAAUGAUCCUUAUAGCUUUGGCAGAACGACCAUUGUAAAUCUUCAACAGAGGGAUAAAUUGCUUUGGCUGCACACAGUUUUUGCAGUUCUGUACCUCAUCCUCACAGUGGUGCUGCUGAGGCGUCACACCUCCCUGAUGAAGGGCACAAAGAGAGAGACUACCCAAAAAACCCUGUUUGUAUGCUCUAUGCCCCUGACAACCACAGAAGACAGAUUAAGGACACAUUUUACAGAGGCCUACCCCACCUGUCAAUUGGUGGAUGUUCGCCUGUGCUAUGAUGUGACCAAGUUGAUGUACUUAAUAACAGAAAGUAAGCGAGCGGAAAAGAACCUGGAGUAUUACCGCAAAGGUCUAGAACGCCAGGGGCACAGAGAAGUCAUCAAUCCACGAUCAUGUGGACACAUCUGCGGCUGCUGCACCUGCCGAGGAUGUGAAGGGGUUGAUGCUGUAGAAUACUAUAGUUCUCAGGUUACUAAACUUGAUGAAGCCCUGAAAAAGCAUAAAGAGACAGAGCCACGUGCACUGGGAAUGGCUUUUGUGACAUUCCAGACUGCAUCCAUGGCAGCGCUCAUCCUGAAGGACUUCAAUGCUCUUGAAUGUGGAACUGUGUCUGGGCAAAUGGGUGGACAACAUGAAAUCAGACGAAUAACAUGUGGCUGUGGUAAAGAGCCUCAGCCUUCAUCGAUUAGUGAACAGCUGAAGCUGAAAAAGUGGAGGGUGAGCUAUGCCACUCAUCCAAAUAACAUUGUAUGGGAGAAUCUGUCAGUCCAGGGCUUGUGUUGGUGGUCUCGGUGUCUUCUGCUCAACAUAUUACUGUUCAUCCUGCUCUUCUUCCUCACUACUCCCUCAAUAAUAAUCUCCACCAUGGACAAGUUUAAUGUCACAAAACCCAUCUACUAUCUAAAUAGUGCUAUUAUCAGUCAGUUCUUUCCAACUCUGCUACUGUGGUCAUUCAGUGCACUGUUACCUACUGUAGUCUACUAUUCUACACUGCUGGAGGCCCAUUGGACCAGGUCAAGUGAGAAUAUGAGUAUGAUGUAUAAGCUCUACAUCUUCCUCAUUUUCAUGGUGCUUAUCCUACCAUCACUGGGCCUCACUAGUCUGGAUGUGUUUUUUCGCUGGGUCUUUGACACUCAUUCAGAGCGGAAGCUGAGGUUUGAGUGUGUGUUUUUGCCGGAUCAAGGGGCUUUCUUUGUGAAUUACGUGAUUGCGGCUGCAUUGGUGGGUUCUGGGAUGGAGUUGUUGCGGUUACCAGGGUUACUGCUCUACGCUGUGCGCAUGGCACUUGCACGCUCAGCUGCAGAGAGGAGAUAUGUCAAACAGAAUCAGGCAUAUGAGUUUGAAUAUGGAGCAAUGUAUGGAUGGACUCUGUGUGUCUUCACUGUCAUUAUGGCCUACAGCAUCGCCUGUCCUGUUAUAGUACCAUUUGGUUUUCUGUAUAUGAUCUUAAAACACCUGGUGGACAAGCAUAAUCUGUAUUUUGCUUAUUUGCCUGCGUGCCUUGACCGUCAGGUGCACCUGGGAGCUGUGAAUCAAGCACUUGCUGCACCAAUCAUCUGCCUUUUCUGGCUCUACUUCUUCUCUAUCCUGAGGACAGGAUUUAUGGCUGAUACCUCACUCUUUACGUUGGUUGUUCUGUGUGUGACCAUUUUCAUUUGCAUUGGUUACACCUGCUUUGGCCACUUCAAGUACCUCAGUCCCCACAGUUACAUUGUUAAGGAAGAAGAUCAAAACUCUGAUGGAGCUUCAGAAAAUUCCACCAGUUCUGUGUACCUUCCCAAAGUUUUGAACCAUGACCCUGCCUCCAAGUCCCCCAGCAGGUUCAGUCCUCACUUGUCAUACGGCACCACGGACACAAGCCCGGCCUUUCUCAGCACUGAGGAGGAGCAACGGGACUCGGACAUCUAACAGCAUUAUCAGUCAACAGAUUCCAGUAAAACCUGUCCUUGAUGUGAGGGCACUGCUGUUCUCCUAGUGAGAAUCUGAGAGACCUGUAUGAAAUAAUGACUGUAAAAUGACCUAACCCUAUCCUUAACCCUAGAUCAAAAUAUAGAUGAAAUAAAGGGCUUGUAUGAACACUAAGUGUAAGUCCCUUACAAACUUAUAAAAACUGAAAAAUGAGCUUUCCACUGCAGGGACCAUGUGAUUUUAAAGUAUAUCUUUCCUUUUUGACCAUUAGGCUGACACUUCUGGGACUGCUCAGGAACAUAGCCAUCUUACCAAAGACCUAAAACUGUUGAACCUGCCUACUUAGUUCAGUGAUGAGUAUAUUUUACAAAGGUAGCUUCCCAAAUUCCUUUUAAGGACCUUUUGCCAAGGAAGAGAAGCCAAAUGUAUCGCUAUUGUAUAUCAUGGACUCAGAUAGUGCUGUAAUCAGAUGCCAGACUGGUUGAAGCACUGUGAGCUCAGUCUAUAUGGCAGACAGCUUUCAGGAUGAAUGGGUACAUUAGGUGCAACUUAUUUGUCAAUGCUAUUAAUGAUCAUAGGAAUUUUGUAAUGUCAUUUUUAUAAACAUGAUCACACUAAGAGAUCAAAAAUAAUUUGUAAACUGGCAGAUUGUUGUCGUAACUACUCAAAUGUACACAUUUAAUUAUUUGACAUUCUGCUUUUGAUAGGAUUUCGUAUUUCACCUUUGCACUUCUAUUAUUUUUAUACAAAUACAUUGUAUGAACUUUACAUGAGAGUUUCCUUUGUGCUGUGAGCUGAGAGUGCGCACGUGCUCAUGGACACGUUUAUCUGUCUGUCUGGAUGGUAUGUGGCACUGUAAAAUCCUCACCACUGGAUGGCACUGUUGUUUUAGGAUGCCUUUUUUGGACGGGAUUCUAUGUAAGUGCACGUGUGUCUUUGUAUAUGCAUGUUGCUAUUUGUGUUCUUUGUUCUAAAGACUGGGAUUUAGAAUAAGUGGCUGAAGGGAGAGGAGAUGUUUAAGUGGCUGACCUUUUUUACUAGGAAGGAGACUGUGUAUAUUUGUUCUCGAUUUUAUGAAUUAUGUGAUUAGAAUAGAAACAGCUUUGGAAUUACUAGGUUUAAUGAAUGUGCAAUGAGUUUCAUGAACCAUGAUUUUCUCAGUAUUGUGUGAAUGAACAAGGGCUGGGCCCACUUAAUACCAUGCAUGUACUGACACACUCGCGCUCGCUCAAUACCCUGCUAAUUAGUGGUGUUAGUGCAAAAGCCUCUUAAAUGAACACAAAAUCCCAACUGUUAUGCUAGCAGGCUGAUUUGUAAAUGUUGUACCUUUUCUCUGAGAACAGAAGGACUCUUCGUGUGUGUGUGUGUGUGUGUGUGUGUGUUGCGGGAGGAGGGGGGGUUUGCUGUAUGGCUGCUGUGUGCAAUCUUGCCAUCUAAAGUAUGUCUUUAUGAACUGCAUUGCUGACUGGGAAAUCAUGAAUUUCACUAGCUUAUAACACCACUUGCAGCCACUUUACCUUUGUUCAGUGUUUGUCAGUAAAAUUGCUUUGACUAGGUUUAAGAGGGGGCAUAGCUUAUGGGGCCAGCAUCCUACAAUUAUUUAUUUAUUUAUUUUUAUCUUUAUUUUCCUUGAAAUACACUUAGUGUUUGUGUGGGUUUAUGUGCCAAAAACAGUCAUAAUUUAUUAUUACAUGACCAUUUUCUAACCUUUUUUAUCCUUUAGAAUUAAACUGGACCCAAAAAGCACUUUUAAAGCAUCUUAGUUUCAAGAUGAUCUUAACUGGUACAGAGACUGUUCAAUGUGAUGCUCAUUCUACCAUUUAAGAAUCAUCUUUUUGUUAAGAUACUAUCAGGAAAUAAGCCUUAGCAGUUUGUUUCACUCUGCUUUAGUACUGAAAUAUGUAAGUGAUCUCUCCUCUGCUUGGCUGCCCUGUAUUGUCCCUGUAUUUCAUCUCCAAGAAUAAUAAUCAUGUUAAAACAGUGCAACAGACUUUUAGGAGUUGCCAGAUUUUGUGUGUCAUUCCCCGGAAUAAUUAUUUCUCUGCUUUUUUUAUGACAAUGAUUGUCCAGCAGUUAUAAUUAUUUGUUUUUUGUAGUACACUGUGCUAGUUCAUUUAACUUUCAUUAAAAAAAAGAAUGUAACAGAAAAAUAGAAAGAAAAUGAGUAAAUAUAAUCUAUGCAGUAGCACAAAAUAUCUUCAGUCAUUAACGUAAAGUGUUUUACCUUUUUAUAUUUUUAUAGAAUAUUUGAGUAUUCCAGAGCCCUGGAACGGAAGGCGUGAAGUGCUAUAGGCUGUAAAUGCUUUGAUUUUAUGGAUUUAAAAUGGGCUGUUUUUACAGUGUAGUUUCCAUUUGUAAACUGGGGUAAAUAGUAUGUUUUAAUACUCAUGGUUUACAUAUUACAGUAAACUAUUUCAAAAAAAUGAAGAAAAUUUGGUUUUCCAUGACAUAGUGCCUUGGAGAUUUGAUACUUCCCAAAUUAGUGUUUUGUUGAGGGUGUACUGCAGUAUGCCUCGUAAAUCUCCUACAGCAUGCGUUUUUCUUUCUCAGAUGCUUUAGAAGGUCAUCAGGUCUACUUGGCUUUGCUAAGAGAAUGUAGACUUGUUUAUAUAUUUAUAUUGUGCAAGAAAUUAAAAAUAGUAUGUAAAGACAA